Molecule: messenger RNA, 1587 nt
Organism: Rhodotorula graminis WP1
Lineage: Eukaryota; Fungi; Basidiomycota; Microbotryomycetes; Sporidiobolales; Sporidiobolaceae
Exons: 2
Source: RefSeq, a predicted model, not a curated record
AUGCUCCCCUACGACGGCGAGCCCGUACACGCUCCCUCGACCAGCGCCUGGGCGUGGGACCCAACCUUCUCGCUCUACUUCAACACGGCCACCCAUCAGUGGGCAAAGCCCCGCCCCGACGGCGGCUGGGACUACGCAGGUGGCCACAACUCGGCACCCGCACCCCAACAACCCGACCAGCCGCCCGAUCAGCCGCCCGACGACGACGACGACGACCCGCAACCCUCCGCCGACGACGACCGCACCACCUCGCACCGCGUCCAGGUCAGCUACGACGACGUCGCCACCGCCGUCCCCGAGGAGCAGCUCUGGCCCGCCUCGGACGACGACAACGACGACCUCGACCCCGCCGACCGCUUCUCGUCGGCUCCCCUCCUCCGCCUCGUCGUCCACCGCCGCCCCGACCCUGCCGUCCUCCCCCUCGCCCACACCGUCGCGUCCCUCGACCCCGCCGAGCCCGUCUCGAUCGGCCGCGACAAGUCGUUCGAGCGCCGCAUCCGCCUCCGAGAACUCGCCGUCUCAAAGACGCACUGCACCUUGUUCUGGGCACACGGCGACGGCGAGGGCGAGGGCGAGGGCGGGCACUGGGCCGUCGUCGACAACGGGAGCACGCACGGGACCUUUGUCGGCGCAGAGGGCGGCGAGGACGAGGUGCGCCUGUCGGACCCAAAGGUCGCCUCGACGCCCAAGCGGCUCCACCACCUCGACACGAUCCGCACGGGCUCGACGACGUUCGCCGUCCACAUCCACGCCUCGUUCGCCUGCACCGCCUGCUCGGUCGCGUCCGACUCGUCCAACCUGAUCCCGCUCGUCGCCGCGCCGUCCGACUCGGCACCCUCGGCCUCGACGCCGGCCUACACGGGCUCGAAGACCAAGGCGCAGAAGGAGCAGGACCGCCGAGAGCAGAUGGCGCUCCUGCGCGGCAAGCUCCUCAAGCCGGCGCCGGGCACCUCGUCCUCCUCCACCUCGUCCUCGCCCGCACCGACCCCUCGAACUACCUCCAAACCCGCCACCUCGUCCCCCUUCAUCGACCGCGCCGCCGCCCGCCGCGAGCGCAACGCCCUCGCCGCGCCCUCGCCCUUCUUUGCCGUCCCCGGCCGCAGCUCGUCGUCGACGGCAACCGCAGCCGCAGCAGCGCCGGCGUCGUCGAAGCCCGCCGCCACCCCGGCCGCCGCCGACCCGUUCUCGAGCGACUCGCGCGGCGCCCAGCUGCUGAGCAAGCUCUCGGGCUCGAGCGGGGCGGGCAGCAGCAGCAGCACGACGGCGGGGGCACCGAGUGCACGACUGGGCGCGGGAGCAGGAGCAGGGCUCGGCACGCUCGUCGAGGCGCGGACGUACGCCGACGCGGGCGCGGGCGAGGCGAGGGACGUGCGGCCGGGCUUGGGGAGCCGGCCGCUCGUGGUCGGGGUCGAGCGGGUCGGCGAGGCGCGCUCGGGACGGGGAGCGGGAGGAGCAGGUGCGGGUGCGGGCGAGGGCAAGCGGGACUGGCGGGGCGAGGGGAGGGAGAGGAGCUACAAGCGGUUGAGGGAGGGCGACUAAGGAGGACGGUCGGCUGCAGUGCGAGAGCCUCGCUUUCUCUUCGGUCCU